This is a messenger RNA of Gymnodraco acuticeps, 1336 nucleotides long. Its product is annotated as BEN domain-containing protein 6-like. Bases 393 to 1214 code for a protein of 273 amino acids. NCBI's taxonomy places the organism in Eukaryota, Metazoa, Chordata, Actinopteri, Perciformes, Bathydraconidae. Gene Ontology annotation, biological process: positive regulation of neuron differentiation; negative regulation of Notch signaling pathway. The transcript has 10 exons. Gene Ontology annotation, cellular component: nucleus. The record is from RefSeq and is a predicted model, not a curated record. Gene Ontology annotation, molecular function: transcription corepressor activity; DNA binding.
CGUUGAACCUCAUUCACUUACAUUACGGCGCGUCGAGUUCCAGAGUGACAGCGCGCAGAGCAUAUUGGAACUCUACAGGUGUUGGGACAGAGUUCCUCAGACAAAUGGACGAAAAUGUGUUUUCCAGGCAGUCUUGAGUGAAGCGGCUUGUGAGAACAAAUUUGUGCCCUUGUCUCAACAGGUCAUGCUGGACCUCCAGGAUUGUUGUUGUGGCCAUCACCAGUCCUGUCUGGACUGGUUUCCAGCUGCCCUUGGGACCGAUCUUCAGGCCCGAAACAGAUGGAUGGAGUCCCGGAGGAAGCUGAUGGCCUUAUCAUACUCCUCCAUCUUGAAAUGACUUAGGGCAGUAACAGUGUUGCGUGACGACAUGAGGUCAAACUUUUUGGUGUCCAAUGUUCAGUCACUGUAUUGAUGACAAAGGUGCACUCCUCAAGAUGAGGAACCGGCUGGUUGAAGGUAAAGAACCUUUGGAACAAUCCGGGCCGAUGGGAAAAGGCAAGAGGGCAAAGAAAAGGAGGCCUUUUCUGGAGGACGACGACGACGUGGAACAGUCAGAGGAGAGACCAAGCAAAAAACUAAGGCCGGAGUCAUCGUCAUCCACAGAUAUUAUCCAAAAAUAUAAGGAUCUUCAGAAGGCCCAAGAGGUGAACAAAUAUAGUUACCAGAGGACGUUGGAGGAAAGGAUUGCUGCACUGGAGAGGGAGAAUUAUUCCCUCAGGAAUGCUUUGAGCAUCAUUGAAGGUCUCCCUAGGAUGAUUUCCUCAAUGCAGCAGCUCGCUGAGCAACACUCAGACCGUGAGAGAAAACCAGAAGAGGAAGGAAGAUCUACGGCUCACACCUCAACUGCUGGACCAAGUUUGAAGUCUUCCACAACACAUCUGCCUUUGGAGGAUGGUGGGAUUUCCACCGAUGCUGUCUGUCUUGAUAUUAAACAAGCCAUAAAAGAUCGGUGCAGUAAGUCCACAGCAGCUAAGUACACCAACGACCUAAUGCAUGGUCUGUACACAACAGCGUUUAUGGCUGCUCACAGCGUGACUGGGCUUGGGGCAUCAAGCAGGGGGGAGACACGACCAUCCCUUCCUUCUGCUGAACUCACGAAGAUUGUUUGUGAAGUUAAAUCUGUCUUCAAAGAGAAGACAGAGGCGGAGAUCAAGGGCUAUAUACGCCAGAAACUCUCCAAUUCGGCGAAGAUCCUCAAAAGGAAAACAUUUUAAAAAAUCAAUUUGUUCUGCCACGUUAGGCCAUUAUGUUUGUUUGCAUUCAAUAUUGUAUGUUCUGUAGUUUAAAUUAAAAAUGUUAAUACGUGUUAAUACAUGUUGAAUCCAUGUAUUAUUUA